CGCGAAGAGCAUAUCUUCAUCAUGUCGACCUACUACGACCAACCCACCUCGCCAGGCACCAUGUCCACCAGGCGGCUUACCAACAGGAACACCAACCGCUACAGCGUCACCCACCUGUUCAGCAUGGCUGCUGAACAGGAUAUAGAGCUGCAGGAUGAGUUGGCAAAGGCACAAAAGCGCCUGCGUGAUCUCAAAGCACGCAUCUCUGCGCAGUCCAAGAGGAAUUUCGUGCUCGAGCGCGAUGUACGUUACCUGGAUUCACGCAUCGCGUUGUUGAUUCAGAACAGAAUGGCGUUGGAUGAGCAAAACGAAGUGGAACGCCACUUGGAAGAAGUCGACCCCACGGAAGGCCAAUAUCCGGAUGAUCGUAAAUUACAACAAUAUUCCAACCUUUUCUUCCUCCUCCAGUCCGAGCCUCGUCACAUCGCCGCGCUAUGUCGUCUCGUUUCGCUCUCCGAAAUCGACACAUUGUUGCAGACGGUCAUGUUUACGCUAUACGGGAAUCAAUACGAAAGCCGCGAAGAGCAUCUGCUGUUGACGAUGUUCCAAUCCGUGCUAAGUGCCCAGUUCGAGACUGCCACCGAAUUUGGCUCCUUGCUCCGUGCUAAUACGCCCGUGAGCCGCAUGAUGACGACCUACACCCGGCGUGGUCCCGGUCAGAGUUACCUGAAAAGUGUGCUCGCCGAGCGCAUUAACAGUCUUAUUGAGCACAAAGACCUAAACCUCGAGAUUAAUCCACUCAAGGUCUACGAGCAGAUGAUCAACCAGAUCGAGGAGGAAACUGGCAGUCUUCCCGAGAACCUCCCGCGGGGUGUGGCACCAGAGGCAGCGGCGGCUAACCCUGAUGUACAAGCCAUCAUCGCUCCGCGCCUCACGAUGCUCAUGGAGAUUGCGAACAGCUUCUUGCUGACGAUCAUUGACAGUUUGGAAAGCGUCCCAUACGGUAUUCGCUGGAUAUGCAAACAAAUCAGGAGUUUGACGAGGCGAAAAUAUCCUGAAGCUACGGAUUAUGCGAUUUGUUCUCUGAUCGGCGGAUUCUUUUUCUUGCGAUUCAUCAACCCCGCGAUUGUGACUCCUCAAGCAUACAUGCUUGUGGAGGGUGUACCAGCGAAGCAUCCGAGGCGAACAUUAACCCUAAUUGCCAAAAUGCUCCAGAACCUCGCGAAUAAGCCAUCGUAUGCGAAGGAAGCAUACAUGAGCCAGCUAAAUCCCUUUGUAGAGAACAACAAAGCGCGCAUCAACCAGUUUUUGAACAACUUAUGCGAGGUUGGGGAUUUCUAUGAUACACUUGAGAUGGACCAAUACAUGGCGCUGUCAAAGAAGGAUCUCAUGAUCCAUAUUACCCUCAAUGAGCUUUACAAUACUCAUUCUUUACUUCUCCAGCACAUUGACACCUUGUCGCCAAAUGACAAGCAGCAUCUUCGCAUCUUAACAGACGAGCUCGGAGCUGCUCCGUCACAGGUUCCUCGUAAGGAAAAUCGGACAAUUGAGCUCCAGCUCUACAGUCGUUGGGAGACGCCGAUCCAAGACAUUCAGAGUGCCCUUCUUGACAGUGUCUCGUCAAGUGACAUGCUUUACAUGGAAGCGAAGUCUAUCUUUGUCCAGCUUAUCCGUUCAAUGCCGCAAUACGCCGAUAAGCGGCCAUAUAAUCUCGCAGCCAUUGCUGAGCGUGCAGCGACUUCUAAGGAUGCCGUGCUUGUCCGGCGUGGUAUCAAAGUAAAGGAGAUGUUACGAGAACUUGAAGAGCUUCACAUUCUAGAACGCGCGGAUGGUUAUAAGCUGAUGGAAGAGGAGGUCGCCGCGGAACUCGUGCACCUUGGAAACAUGCGCGAGAAGGUUAUGUUGGAGAUGCGAUCGCUUGAAGCCGUGUACAAGACCAUUUGCGAUCAUAACAAUUACAUGCGUGCCCAACUUGAACAAUACAAGGCGUACCUCCAGAAUGUCCGGCUCACCGCUACGAAGGAUAAAGGUUCCUCAACCGGUGUCGGUGUCGUCACCGUCGGCGGAAAGGAGAAGAAGCCUACGAAGGUAGCCAUUCUAGGCCCCUACCGUUUCACGCAUGCACAGUUGGAGAAAGAGGGUAUCAUCGUGGAAAGUAAUGUUCCCGACAACAGACGGCCGAACAUCUAUUUCAACAUUACAUCCCCGACACCAGGAACCUUUAUCAUCGCCCUCCAUUACAAGGGUCGUGAUAAAGCUAUUUUGGAGAUGGACCUGAAGAUAGAUGACCUGCUUGAGAAGCAAAAAGACAACAAGCACCUACUGGACCUUGAAUAUGUGCAAUUGAAUGUGCCGAAGGUUCUAGGCUUGUUGAAGAAAGUGUUUGCGAAGCGAUGAGCAAGACACGACCACCUUUACGCCGUCCCCUUUAUUUAUGCUUCCUUCUAUCGAGCGUACGAUUUUUCCCGGUUCCUUCGGUUAAUAUUGCCUUUUUCCGCUGUCAAUAAAGAUAUCCCUAUGAUACUGCGCAUCGGUCUUCUUUGUGCUUCUGGAUCUGGUUCCCUUCCUCCUCCGUUCCUUCUUCUUUCUCCGUUAUUCAGUUUAUCCCGCAUGAAUUGCACAGAAUGCAUCUACGAAACAUGAAUACGACGCGUGCGCGACCCGCUCUGAUGAUGUGAUCUGUGGAUUGUAUUCUCUAUUCUCUUUAAACCGCUUUAUUGUGGCUUCCCGCUUUCCUGCCCUAUACCAUUUAUUAUUCUCUUUGACUUUUCCUGUUCUUGGCAGAGACGGCGAUGUAACUUGGUGAUCCUGUUUGAUUUUAACUUUUCUGUUUAGAUUUAUAUGCGG
Messenger RNA from Fomitiporia mediterranea MF3/22, 2787 nucleotides. RefSeq names its product Rho GTPase activation protein. The transcript has 9 exons. The record is from RefSeq and is a predicted model, not a curated record. Gene Ontology annotation, molecular function: protein binding; GTPase activator activity. Gene Ontology annotation, cellular component: cell cortex. Lineage: Eukaryota; Fungi; Basidiomycota; Agaricomycetes; Hymenochaetales; Hymenochaetaceae. The coding region runs from base 22 to 2337 and encodes 771 amino acids. Gene Ontology annotation, biological process: regulation of actin cytoskeleton organization; regulation of GTPase activity.